CUGAGAACUCGCUUUGUGCGGAUUGUGUCCAUCAACAGCGCAUCGUGAAAACAGUUCAUUGUAUGUUACUGAGCGGGAAAGCUACGCUGCAAGAAAUCGUACUGGGUCGUCGUUACAAAUCCAUUUUAAUCCCGCUUAAUAAUGAGUGAAGAACUUAAUGACUCGGGUUGUCUGGAAAAAGGCCGGAAUGACAGCGUGAGCGAACACGAAGAUGAGCGCUCACACAGUCCAGACAUCCAUUUCGAACCGGUGAUGAAGUUGCCGCUGAUUGAUGUGAAAACGCUAGAAGAAGAUGAGGAGGUCCUUGUCAAGCUGCGGGGCAAACUGUACAGGUAUGUCACGGCGCCCAAUGAGGCACCAGAGUGGAAAGAGCGUGGCACAGGCGAGGUGAAGAUCCUCUGCAACAAAGCUGGGCACUGCCGCAUUCUCAUGCGCCGCGACAAGACCUUCAAGGUGUGCGCCAACCACUAUGUUCACCCUGGCAUGGAGCUAAAGCCGAGCCACGGCAGCGACAAAGCCUGGGUCUGGAGCACUUUGGCCGACUUUGCAGAUGAGGAGCCAAAGCCAGAGCUGCUAGCAUUGCGGUUUGGAAGCGUGGAGAAUGCCCAGAAAUUCAAAGAAAAGUUUGAAGAAGCCAAGAAAAUGCAGAUUGAGCUUCUCAAGGAAAGCAAAGAAGCCACUCCCGAAUCCGAAGUGCCGACAAAGGAGCUAGAGUCCCUGGCCAUCAAGGAGGAGGCGAAGGAUGACAAGGCGGUCGACGGCAGCACCGUUACGGAAUCCGAAAAAAGUCCCUCGGAAUCGACAGAGUCCCCCAAGAAGUGAAGAGAAAAUGCUGCCCCGUACCCUCGUAGCCUGCCGUGUACCGCCGGUCGAUCGACCGUUGCCUUUUUCCGCGUUGCAGGGACCACGUCUCGCUCAUGGCCGAGGCGAGUCGGUCCUGGGCUCGUCCUCGAGUAGUCUGAUUUUUUCGAGGCACCGAAACGCCCAAACUGUCAAUGGGUCUUGAGGCUUCUCUCUCUCUCUUUUUCUUUUUUUGCCGUUAUCACAUUGCCAGAGAGUUCCUACUUUGCGAAGAAAGUCUGUAAAGCACAUAACAGUCUGUUGAAACGGAGAGGACUGGAGCUGACGUCAGAUUGCCACGCUCGGGACUUUACAAAAUCAUCCUGCCUAGCAUGGUGGUUGAUGGCAUCAUGCAACCGUACAUGAAGUACCUACUUCACAGAUUUAGCUUUGUUGCCGUUCUCACGGUUAUAACAGUUGCUGUGAGUAGGUGUUUUGUUGUUGGAAGGAAAAGUGCUCCCUUUUGAAUACUUUUUGGAUGCACUGGUGGGAUUAACCAUGAGAUGUAGCGCUAGUACUUCCAGUGCCAGUGUUAGUGUGCAGAAGCUGGGAGAUGAGUGUGCAUAGCUCUUGUAAUCGAACAAGAAAGCAAUCGACGCUGCUUUUGUAUCCGAGAAUGUUCGGUUGAUACCUUGCGGCUUUUUGCAGUUUUAGCCAGGUAUCAAGGGUGUUGAUAUUUUGUUUUCUUCACAGUGCAUGCAGUUUACCAGUGCUUUACCGUCACUCGCUUUGUAUGGAGUUCGCUAUCAACACUGAAACGCUUUUUUAGUUUUGCUUGUUAAGUGCACAUGAUGCCUUGCGCUUCGUUGCCACGCUUCUUGGUUAUCGUAUGUUCCCGUUCACAGCAUAACUUGGUGUAGACGCAGAUUUUGGUUCCUUGUAGCAGAAGACUUGCACGUUGCGUGGGCAGAUUUGGGGCACUCUUUAUGUCAACGAAAUUGUCAGUGCCACACAUUUUCGGUUGACAAUUAAUGCUCUGAUGUGGCGCUCCUAGGUUUAUUACCAUUUGCAAUCGUGUUGGGUUAAUGGUGGGCACCAUUUAUCAGGGUCUCGAGGCUAUUUUUUAUGUGUGCUGCAUAUACACUAAACGUGUGGUGUUGCUACGACACUGAAGCUUACGUUAUUACAUACCGCGAUAUGGCCAACUAGCUCGCUUCCUUUUUCAUCGUCAUUUUUUUCGAUUGAUCGCUGUCUUCAAAUGUUUACGAUUGUGUCAUCUUGUGUGUGUGUGCUGGUUGUGUUGCGUAAUUGCUGACUGGAGUGAUUGGCGAGUGUUGGCUGCUGACAUCAUGUCUGUGACUGUGGUUUAACACAUCCAUCACGUCGUGACAAGAGGACUCAAGCAGAUCACAGAAUAGGCAUCGAAAACGCGCUGGCAUUAGCGAUACACUCUGUGAAGGUGUCAGUCGUGCUUUGAUGCCCGGAUGACGUAUUAUUCAGUCAUUUCCUCACUGUACAUACUGCAGCAUAUGUAGUUCUUGUGGAACACCACAUGUAUUUGGCGAGCAGCUAUUAAAUGGCUUUUGGAUAUGUG
Messenger RNA from Rhipicephalus sanguineus (brown dog tick), 2374 nucleotides. Its product is annotated as ran-specific GTPase-activating protein. Gene Ontology annotation, cellular component: cytoplasm; nuclear pore. The coding region runs from base 142 to 822 and encodes 226 amino acids. The transcript is spliced from 7 exons. Gene Ontology annotation, biological process: nucleocytoplasmic transport. Lineage: Eukaryota; Metazoa; Arthropoda; Arachnida; Ixodida; Ixodidae. Gene Ontology annotation, molecular function: GTPase activator activity. The record is from RefSeq and is a predicted model, not a curated record.